Messenger RNA from Histoplasma mississippiense, 414 nucleotides. RefSeq lists its product with no specific name. Gene Ontology annotation, biological process: DNA repair. Bases 1 to 414 code for a protein of 137 amino acids. Gene Ontology annotation, cellular component: nucleus. The transcript is spliced from 3 exons. The record is from RefSeq and is a predicted model, not a curated record. Gene Ontology annotation, molecular function: phosphoric diester hydrolase activity. Lineage: Eukaryota; Fungi; Ascomycota; Eurotiomycetes; Onygenales; Ajellomycetaceae.
AUGAGGGAUAAUAUCAGCCAAAGAGAGGGCUUGUUAAUGCACAACAAGAUGCUUUUCGUCCGUCUUGAUAAACCCAUCACCAGUGUGAAGAACAACUCCAUCCGCUAUUCUGGUUGGACGGGCCGACUUGUCCUUGACCGCGCAACCACGAAACCAAAAUUAAACUGCCGAAAUUGGGAAUGCGGUGUUGUGAUUCCCAUUCGCCACAAUGAUGAAGAAAAGUCAUCGUACAUCCCGUCAACUAGAGGUAUAACUACUUCAGUCGCCGAGUCCGAAGGUGGGAACACCAGCGCCGACUCUGACGACGGGUCAAGGGUCGCUAGUGUGUUCGAGCCGACGGUCCCUGUUCCGAUGAAAGUUCCUGCACAAAGAUAUAAUGGGCGUGAUAGGCCGUUCUUUUAUAUGGAAGAUUGA